AUGUCGUGGAAGCUGACGAAGAAGCUCAAGGAGACCCAUUUGGGUCCCUUGGCCAACACCUUCUCUCGAUCCCCCUCCACAUCUACUAUUACCGACAGCAGCGAAAAGGCUCAGGCCAAUAUCGCAGGCUCGGCAACUCCCACGAACGAGAACACUAUCGCUGCCUCUGAGGCCAUGGCGCAAGUACCAGUCGUCAAUCCUCCCAAGCCCGGCAUUCUCGUCGUCACCCUCCACGAGGGCCACGGAUUCUCCCUCCCCGAACAACACAGAGCGGCAUUUGCCUCGUCACACCAAGGUUCGCUGUCCACAGGCGGUGCUCUCAGCGUCGCCGGCUCUGUGCGUCCCUCUUCUUCACAACGAGGAGCUGUCGGCUCCUUCAUCAAUGGCGCGGCUCGGCCACAGACAUCUGGCGGUGGCUUCACUGGAAUCCCUACCAACCAUGGUCGCAUUUCCGGCAAGUACAUGCCCUACGCCCUGCUGGAUUUCGACAAGAUGCAGGUCUUUGUCAACUCGGUCGAGGGAACACCAGAGAACCCCCUCUGGGCCGGAGGAAAUACCCAGUACAAGUUCGAUGUGUCUCGCGUGACGGAACUCGUCAUUCACUUGUAUAUGCGCAACCCCCUCGCCACUCCCGGAUCUGGUCGUAGCCAGGACAUCUUCCUCGGUGUGGCCCGCAUCAAUCCUCGCUUUGAGGAGAAGCACCAGUUCGUCGAGGAUCCCAAGCUUAGCAAAAAGGAUCGCGAGAAGGCUGCGGCUGACUUUGCCGCCCGUGAGCGCGCCCUCGGCCAUAGCGGAGUCGAGUGGGUGGACGUGCAGUACGGAACCGGAAAGGUCAAGAUCGGUGUCGAGUACGUCGAGAAUCGCGCCGGCAAGCUCAAGAUUGAGGAUUUUGAGCUGCUCAAGGUGGUGGGCAAGGGCAGCUUCGGCAAGGUCAUGCAGGUGCGCAAGAAGGACACGAACCGAAUCUACGCCCUCAAGACGAUUCGCAAAGCACACAUCAUCUCCAGAUCCGAGGUCGCCCAUACCCUUGCCGAGCGCUCGGUAUUGGCGCAGAUUAACAACCCCUUCAUCGUUCCUCUCAAGUUCACCUUCCAGUCCCCUGAGAAGCUUUACUUCGUCUUGGCCUUUGUCAACGGAGGCGAGCUUUUCCACCACCUGCAAAAGGAGCAAAGAUUCGACGUCAACCGCUCGCGCUUCUACACCGCCGAACUCCUGUGCGCCCUCGAGUGCCUCCACGGCUUCAACGUCAUCUACCGCGAUCUCAAGCCCGAGAACAUUCUCCUCGACUACCAGGGACACAUUGCCCUCUGCGAUUUCGGCCUCUGCAAGCUGGACAUGAAGGACGAGGACAGAACCAACACUUUCUGCGGUACGCCCGAGUACCUGGCGCCUGAGCUGCUUAUGGGUCAGGGCUACAACAAGACGGUGGACUGGUGGACCCUUGGUGUUCUCCUGUACGAGAUGUUGACGGGACUGCCGCCCUUCUACGAUGAGAACACAAACGAGAUGUAUCGCAAGAUCCUCUCGGAGCCUCUCCACUUCCCCGGUCAUGACGUCGUGCCUCCUGCGGCCAAGGAUCUCUUGACCAGGCUACUCAACCGCGACCCUAAGGAGCGUCUCGGUGCCAAUGGAUCGGCCGAGAUUAAGGCCCAUCCCUUCUUCCACGCCAUUGACUGGCGCAAGCUUCUGCAGCGCAAGUACGAGCCUGCGUUCAAGCCCAAUGUGGUGGACGCCCUCGACACAGCCAACUUCGACCCCGAGUUCACGUCAGAAGCACCUCAGGAUUCGUACGUGGAGGGCCCGAUGCUCUCGCAGACGAUGCAGAACCAAUUCCAGGGCUUCAGCUAUAACCGACCUAUUGCGGGCCUGGGCGAUGCCGGAGGCAGCGUCAAGGACCCUUCCUUUGUGGGCAGCAUCCAGGACAACCGAUAG
Messenger RNA from Colletotrichum acutatum, 1932 nucleotides. RefSeq names its product kinase-like domain-containing protein. Gene Ontology annotation, biological process: protein phosphorylation. The transcript is spliced from 3 exons. Lineage: Eukaryota; Fungi; Ascomycota; Sordariomycetes; Glomerellales; Glomerellaceae. The record is from RefSeq and is a predicted model, not a curated record. Bases 1 to 1932 code for a protein of 643 amino acids. Gene Ontology annotation, cellular component: cytoplasm; nucleus. Gene Ontology annotation, molecular function: protein serine/threonine kinase activity; ATP binding.